Messenger RNA from Phytophthora sojae, 1542 nucleotides. RefSeq lists its product as hypothetical. The record is from RefSeq and is a predicted model, not a curated record. The coding region runs from base 1 to 1542 and encodes 513 amino acids. Lineage: Eukaryota; Oomycota; Peronosporomycetes; Peronosporales; Peronosporaceae. The transcript has a single exon.
AUGCCACUUUCCAUCUCGUUUUACCACAGCAAGCGCGGCGAGAACGUGGCCAGCUCGUACCAGAGCGUGGCGUUGCACGACCGAGAGAAGGUGAAGCACAAGAUGGCGCUGCCCUGCGAGUUCUACCGCAACAUUUGGGGCCCCACGGAGGAGGAGGACGCCGCGCUGCGGCGCCGCGCCAGGUCCAGCAAGUUCAGCAGCUCGCCGGCCUCGGCGACGUCCCGCAGGUACAAGAAGAGGCUGGCCACGGGGCCGCUCGUCGACAUUGCGCAGGUGGCGCACGUGGUCACGACCAUGUCGGACUUCCGCGCGGACUACGGCGAGGACUCGAAGCGGGUGCGACUCGUCAACAUCUGGGACGACCGCAGUCUCGCGCUGGGCUUGGAGCCCGAGUCCAGCUCGGACAAGUCCUCGCGCAGCAGCGGCGGCAGCGACCAAGGGCCGUCCACGGCUGACACCGAGCCGGAAGAAAUCAUGUCGCCCAUCAGCCGAGCCGACCGGAUCACAGAACUCAGCUGCGAAGACAGCGACGACGACCUCAGCAGUCUAGCUUCGUCUGUGGUGAACCAGCGGCCAGGCCAGCUCAAGCGAACCAAGACGCCGGAGAUCGUGUUCCCCAACAACAAGAAGAACGCGAACAUGGGCCGAGGCAAUGGCAAUGGCAAGACGGACAAGAAGGAGCUCAACUUGAAGAACCUGCCGGUCCCUCCUCCGUCGUCCCACAACGGCAGCAUCAUCUUCAGCGCCGUGUUCUCGGAGCAGACUGACUGGAGCUGGAGCGCCAAGUUCCUGCUGGGAAUCCACGAGCCAAUCCGCCACGCUCUCUUUGUCAUGGAUCGGUUCUUGGAGCAGUCGCAAACUCGAUCGAAACCUGAAGCUUCGCAGACGUUAGCACUCGAGACGCACGUGGCAGAGUUUUUCCUCUGGUUCAAGGCGUACUUUGUGGAGUAUUUGCAGUGCCAGCACGAGGUGAAGGCGUCGGUGUUGCUGCCGCUGCUGAACCUGCCUGUGACGACCAAGCAGCAGAUUCUGGACGUGUAUCAGGAUAUCUCGCAGAUGCUGACGCAGAUCCAGCAAUUGGAGCGAGCGUUGUGUGUGAGUGGGGCCUGCAGUGCGUCGUCCUGGCUGCUUCGUCUUCAAGUGUUGCAGACAGAGAUCCGCCAGCUCAAUCGGACGCUGCAUGCAGCAUUAAACAUGGAGGAAACGACUUUGCACUCGGCCAUGAGCGCUGCGUUCACCGAGCGCGCUUUCAGGACACACAUCAUGCCCCGGGUAUUCCGCGCUAUUCGCGCCAAACGUGUGGUGGUGCCUUGGAUUGUUGAGCGGAGCAAGAUCUGGGGUGGCGACACGGAGCAGCGCAGCAUCCAGGGCAUGCUACCGUUCUCAGCAAAGUUCAUGUACCGCAAGAUCUGGCGGCCGUACUUCAUGAGCAACGUGGCAGUGGCAAUGAAGAACUUGAACGAGUUUGUUAGCGCUGCAGACUCGAACGGCAGCGGGUCAAUUUACAGCGAGCGCCAUGGCGAGAUGUGCACCGUAAUGUGA